Rotaria socialis is the source of this 180-nucleotide messenger RNA. NCBI's taxonomy places the organism in Eukaryota, Metazoa, Rotifera, Eurotatoria, Philodinida, Philodinidae. The record is from the annotation of a GenBank genome assembly.
AUGCCCUCCUCGAUUCCGUGUUCACGUUGUCGUCGUGAGGAGGCUUACUCAGAUUCCUCUACCCACAAGGUAAAGGAAGAUGGGGGCCAAGAGACACGGAUAGUCCGUCAGGACUUGCAACCCGCACGGAUGAAAUUAAAUAUGCAGCGACUCAGCAAAACCAAAGAGUCCCAAACGGCG